Molecule: messenger RNA, 645 nt
Organism: Plasmopara halstedii
Lineage: Eukaryota; Oomycota; Peronosporomycetes; Peronosporales; Peronosporaceae
Product: RxLR-like protein
Exons: 2
Coding region: 1-645 (214 amino acids)
Source: RefSeq, a predicted model, not a curated record
AUGAAGCUUAACGACGCACUCUUUGUGCUUGCUUCCCUGCUGCUUUUCAAUGUAGACAUCGUCUUUGCCACAAGAAACACUACCGCGAUAUUGCUUGAGUCUGCACCUUUAGAACCCGAAAACCUUCGAACAAAGACCGAUAAUCAUGGGACUGGCAAGGAGAACGAGGAUGAAGACAGGAUGAUGUCCGUAUUAGACAAUGCGGCUCAUGCCACUGAAAUCUCUACAGAAUCCGUCCAGCCUAAGAUCACACUGUUAGGGGUCUUCAAAGAUUUUGGAUUGGAACCUUUUCUCUUGAGCCCGACACUAACCCCAGAGGAUGCGAUUGAGCUGCUUAGUAGUGACAAUUACAUGUUUUGGUGCGUCAUAAUGAAACCAUUUGGAGAUGAAAAUUUGACGCCGGACCAGAUUGUGCUUCGACACUUGAGUGAACUGUUUCAAGGUAAAGAAGUUCUGCUGAUUGUAUGGGGACUCCAUCAAAAAGAAAGCGUUAAGGCAAAAAGGAACGCCGAAAAGCUCAAACUCGCGCUGUUUAAAGACAUGCGACACUCGAAGAAGAUUACUACGUACAAUGAUUUCAUUGCGAAAGUUUGGCCGAAGCAUUUAUCAACUGUGAAGCGUCGUAGAGGAGAUCCAACAGCUUGA